Rotaria sp. Silwood1 is the source of this 582-nucleotide messenger RNA. The record is from the annotation of a GenBank genome assembly. NCBI's taxonomy places the organism in Eukaryota, Metazoa, Rotifera, Eurotatoria, Philodinida, Philodinidae.
AUGGGUAAUAAACAUGGUGGUGGCAAAUCAUUUUCAUCAACAGAAUUAACUCCAGCAUAUAUUGCUAUACUCAAAGGAAAUACUAAAUUUAGUGAAAGUGAAAUACGGCAAUGGUACGUUAGAUUUCGUCAUGAUUGUCCUACUGGUAAACUUAACAGAAAAAAAUUUGUCGCCAUUUACAAACAACUCUAUCCACACGGAAAACCAGACAACUUUUGCAAAUAUGCUUUUGAUACAUUUGAUACUAAUGAUGAUGGUUUUAUUGACUUUCAAGAAUUUCUUAUAGCUAUUAGAUCUACAAAUCAAGGCAAUCUUGAUGAUCAUCUAGCUUUUUUCUUUGAUAUGUAUGACACUUCGGGUGAUGGACAAAUUGAUGAGAAAGAACUGACAAAAUUAAUUACAGCCAUGUAUGAUCUUCUUGGCGAAGUUGAUCGAGACUAUGACAAAGAUCCAAGAAAACGUGCUGCAGAUAUUAUCGCAAAAAUUGAUGCUGAUCGUAACAAGAAAAUAAGUAAACAAGAAUUCAUUGAUGGAUGCAAGAACUACCCUUUUAUUCGUUGGAUCCUUGCCCCUAAUGCUUAA